This is a messenger RNA of Eucalyptus grandis, 612 nucleotides long. Its product is annotated as calcium-binding protein PBP1. The transcript has a single exon. Gene Ontology annotation, molecular function: calcium ion binding. The record is from RefSeq and is a predicted model, not a curated record. NCBI's taxonomy places the organism in Eukaryota, Viridiplantae, Streptophyta, Magnoliopsida, Myrtales, Myrtaceae. The coding region runs from base 28 to 441 and encodes 137 amino acids.
AUAAACCACCCUCUCCCUACGUAUUUCAUGCACUCACACAAAGGACCCUGGUUGGAUAAACUGGUGAACUCAAGUGGGUUCGAGCUAUUCUCGACAAUGGCAUCGCGGAACGGUCUUGUGUUCGAGGACUUCUUCCCGGCAAUGGUGGAGAAGCUUGGGGUGGACGGGUUCAUGAAGGAGCUGAGCAACGGCUUCAAUCUGCUGAGGGACAGCGACAAGGGCGUGAUCACCUUCGAGAGCUUGAAGAAGAACUCGGCGCUGCUGGGGCUGGAAGGGAUGCGGGACGACGAGCUGAGGUCGAUGCUGCGAGAGGGCGACCUGGACGGCGAUGGGGCAUUGAACGAGAAGGAGUUCUGUGUGCUCAUGUUCAGGUUGAGCCCCGAGUUGAUGAAGGAUUCCGAGGAGCUUUUGGAGGAGGCCGUCGUCGAAAAUUAUUUGUAGGUCUGGUAUUUGUUGAUCCGUGAAAUUGGAUGUCUAGGCUAUUCGAGCUGAUUGAGGUGUAAUGUUCGUCGACUCUUGUGGAAUUCUAUUGGUCGUUUGCCAUAUCGGUCUACAUUCGCUGUUCAUAUGGUACCUCAUUUGACACUAGUCAAGAUCUGCUAUUACAAGGCA